Molecule: messenger RNA, 1095 nt
Organism: Medicago truncatula (barrel medic)
Lineage: Eukaryota; Viridiplantae; Streptophyta; Magnoliopsida; Fabales; Fabaceae
Product: syntaxin-52
Exons: 6
Coding region: 166-855 (229 amino acids)
Biological process (GO): vesicle fusion; intracellular protein transport
Cellular component (GO): SNARE complex; endomembrane system
Molecular function (GO): SNARE binding; SNAP receptor activity
Source: RefSeq, a predicted model, not a curated record
GCGUCACACAAACGGUGCCGCUCGGUGCUACCACGCCGUUACGCUACUUUCUUCCUAUCCUAAAACAAACGACAUCGUAUCGAUCAAUCUCAUCGACGAUCCUCUUUCAUCUCAAUUACCAAACCCUAAUUCCGAGAAAGUUUUUUCUCCUUAAUUAACAGGCCAAUGGCAUCUUCUUCAGACUCAUGGGUGAAGGAAUAUAAUGAAGCAAUGAAACUUGCCGAUGAUAUCAGUGGCAUGAUUUCUGAACAUAAUUCAUUUCCUUCAUCUGGACCAGAAACACAACGUCAUGCAUCUGCUAUAAGAAGGAAGAUCACAAUAUUGGGGACCCGACUAGAUAGCUUGCAAUCCCUUUUGUCAAAGCUCCCUGUAAAGUCUGAGAAGGAGAUGAAUCGUCGCAAGGACAACCUUGCAAAUUUGAGGUCAAAGGUUAACCAAAUGGCUUCAACUUUGAACAUGUCAAACUUUGCAAAUAGGGAUAGUUUGCUCGGGCCAGAAAUUAAACCAGAUGCAAUGAGCAGAACUGUUGGCCUGGACAACAAUGGACUUGUUGGUCUGCAAAGGCAAGUUAUGAAAGAACAAGAUGAGGGCCUUGAGAAAUUGGAGGAGACUGUAUUAAGUACAAAACAUAUUGCGUUGGCAGUGAAUGAAGAGCUGACUCUACACACUAGACUCAUUGAUGACUUGGACGAACAUGUAGAUAUCACAGAUUCUCGGCUGAGGAGAGUGCAGAAGAACUUGGCAAUUUUAAACAAACGUACUAAGGGAGGUUGCUCGUGCAUGUGCAUGCUAUUAGCAGUGAUUGGUAUAGUGGGUUUGGUUCUUGUCAUAUGGCUUCUUGUCAAAUAUUUGUAAUUAUGAAAAUACCCAACUCAGCGAACUUCUCCCCUUGUGUUUAUGUUUCUGAAUGUGUGCCUUGAAACAUAUCAUAAAUAUAACCGAGGUUCUUUGAUUGUUUUUUGUACUUUGCCAAUGACAAGGAAUGUAUGAGGUCUUGAAAGGCUAUGACAUGUUGUAAUCUUCAGAUCUUUCAAGUGUUGAUAUGUUUGUGCUUUCGUUUGUUAAAGUAUGAAAGUUUAAGUGAUUUGUGAUAAA